CCAAGUACAGAGGAAGCCGCCCAGGGGCAGUGUACACAAAAGAGAACGUGGCCGCCAUGUUGUGGUGACACAAUAGUUCUCUGGAUGUCAGGAGCGCCCCCUAGCGCCCCCACCAGUCCUCAGCCGAGGCCGUCAUUUCCGGGAGUAGAACAAGACGGAACAAGGAGGACUGACACCGGAGAGCUGGCGACACUGUGACCGGGGCCGACACUGUGACACGGGGGCCGAGGAGCCGGUGCUGCUUGUGUGACCUCUCCCCGGCUUACAGACAUCCUGAGGCAAGAAGAUGUGGCCCAGAAUACCGGGAGGAAAGCAAUGGUGGGAAGUGUGGUCCUCCAAAAGAAGUGGAUUAUUAGUACUGCUGCUCUCCUGCCUGCCAUAUAGCUUCAGCUCAGUAUGCCCUCCGCCUCCGGAGCCUGAAAAUGGGGGAUUCAUAUGUCACCCUCCACACUGUGAAAAGCCCUUCACCUCGGGCAGUGUUAUCGAGUACUUCUGUGCAGAAGGAUACAUGUUGAAAGGCGACUACAAAUUCCUAACCUGCAAGAAUGGAGCCUGGAACCCACCUAUGGGAGUAAGCUGCAGACUUAGCCAAGAAACCAAUAGAAAUACCAGCUUCGGUGUCCCAACGCUCUCAAUCGUUGCCUCGACUGCAAGCUCAGUGGCCUUGAUAUUGCUCCUUAUUGUAUUGUUUGUUCUUCUACAGCCCAAAAUCAAGUCCUUUCAGCAUAGCAGGCGUGAUGCAUGUGUGCCAGGGGAACAAGUGUCCAUCAUGGUGGAUGGUGUGCAAGUCGCCCUUCCUUCUUACGAAGAAGCCGUGUAUGGCAGUGCAGGAAACUGCAUCCCUUCUGCCAGUUCUCGUGUACAGAUAGUAUUAUCUGAAGGACCAGGGGAGGAUCAGGACAUACAGCAGGAGGUGCCUCUCUCCGACACCAGGGGACAGUCUAUGGGAAGCAUUCAUGUCACAGGCCAAACAAGUACUGCCCAGCAGUACCCAGCAGGCAGCACACAGCGCUCAGAGACUGUGAUGGUCCACCAGACCUCUUCCCAGUGGGCCGCAGGAGCAGAGAGCAGGACAUUAGGACAGGAAGGAGCAGAAUCUGAAACCAGUGAUGUGCAGAGCCUCCUGUCCCUGUCCUCUGAGGAAUACACAGAUGAUAUCCCUCUGCUGAAAGAAGCUUGAAUACCUCCGACGUCUGCCUCAGCCGUGCAGGAUCCGUACAAUCUUCCUGCUCUGUACCUCCUGUAUUCACAGGAGCUCUGGAGCUGACAAAUCGUGCCUCCCCCACCUCACUGAGCGCAGACAUCUUGUUCCCCAACUGCACUGGGAGCAGAUAGUCUGAGCCUUGCUUGCAGAGGUGUACAAUUAUAUUUCAUAUGUAUGUGUAAUAUUAUAGGCUAUAUACAGAUAUAGGAACACCCCUGGGAAGCGGGCUGUAUCUUUACAGCACCUGGCACUUAUCCCUACCAAUUAUAACAAUACCUCUUGGCCUUCCUAUGGUUUCAGCACUCGCAGAAAAUGCCCUUGGCUUCCGUAAGGCAAACAGUCUUAUGUACUUUAUAUAUAUAUAUAUAUAUAUAUAUAUAUAUAUAUAUAUAUUAUUCCUUAAUAAAGGACCUUUUGUCUCAGGCUGGCGCUAAACAAAUCCACUAACGCAGCAAGCAACAUGAAAAAGUCCAGAGCAGCACAGGGUAAGGAUACCUCCAAGACCCUAUAUACCUAAAAAGUGGACUGCAUUUCACAGUUUAUUAUGUUUGAUACCAUAUAGAAACACAUCUUUCAUCUUGUCAGACUGAGAUGAAUUUGAGGCUUUUUGCAUGCAAUCUCGUGUGUUGUGGUGCAUGCUCCCCACAAGAUCCUCUGUUUCUGUAGAUUAGGGAAGUCUCAUAGGUUUGACCCUUUCUGCCAUAUAGGUUUAAAAGGGUAGGUAUAACCAGCAACAUUUAAUUAAUGCAAGCAUGAUUGUACCCAGCGGUGACAGUGAUGGCCCCCGGCUGCCCUAGUAUCGCAGGUAUAAACUGAGAAACCUGACAUCAUCUGUGCCCAUAGAAUGCAAGAUUGCGGCAGUCACUUGACUGUUUCCUCGGGCUGUCCCUGGCUUCCCUAACUUCAACAUAGACUAUAACGGAAUCCCCUGUAUUUGCACAGGGACUGGAUGUGCUGAAGUGGAGGAACAGCUGUUUUCACCUCCAAUACUGGGACAGCCUUUGGCCUUUAGUCACAGCUAGGGUACAGUAUAACGUCAUUUAUGCCUGCAUUAUUAAGCAAGCUUUACUGUAUAUUGAAUUUUUAAAAACUUAGGUAAUAAGAUAGUCAACCCCUUUAAUGCAAUUUUAAAGAGGAAGUAUCUUAAAAGGUUCUACUUUUUAUUAUUUUUAUUAGAGGAUGCUCCAACUACCCAUUUUCAGUGGUACAUCCAGAUCCUAAUCAUAACUGUGAAGGAGCAGUUACGUUUGGAUUUCCCUAACAUGUUUUUCAGCCAUUAUUCCCUGUUUCAGCUGCACAGCUAAAUGCAUGUCACUCAGAAGCAGGGGGCGUCUCCCAUUUGUUUAAUCUGCCAGCACUGUACCUCAUUGAAGUCCUUUCCCUUACUUCCCACUAUGUUUGUUUUCAACUCCGGAGCUCACAGACAGAUAAGUAGGGAUAAAAUCACACUUACAGACACACAAGAGGCUCCUGUGAUGUUCAGAAGCUGUGUAGAAGCAGUUCUUAUCAGGCCCAGGAUCUCAGUUAGCUCUGACAUACCCCCAUCUCUGUUACUAGGGAUAGAUCUUGCCUGACAGCAGGCAGUGGACUGCAACUUAGGUGUUAAUAAGACCCUUAGUGGCCAUGACUCUACAGCUUCUUUUCAGGCGGAUGCAAGCAGAUUUUUUUUUUUUUUUUAAAGGAAGCGAUUUAGAAAUUUGCUAAUUAAACCAUUCUCUAUUAAAUUAAAUUUUGUAAAAGUACAGUCACUCUUUAAAUUCUAAUAACAGUGCUGAUUUGGAUAAAGGUCCUGGGCCUAUAAGCUCACUUAUGCUUAUGUAGUAUCAUGCUUGUAUUCUUAAUGCUGCCCCUACUGUUGUAUAACUAGCAGUAACAUUUUAUUUUUUUUAUGCCUGAAAAGCCUACUUCCCCUUUAAAUAACUUGACUAAGGCUUGGAUAGACUAUAGGUACAUUUAUCCUUGGUAUAUAGCCAUGGUGCAUGAAAUCGGUAACACACCAGCCUAGAUGGUAACGUGUUAUACAGGAAAGGCCAAAUUAGAAAUGGGAUGAGGUCAGGUAGGAGGUGACGAACAGUAAUCGGGGCUGUGUGGAGGUGCAAUACGGUAUUAUGCAGGAAAUAUUCUCCUGGCGGUUAAUGCUUUAAGCACACAAUGUCCCAGUCCUGUCCACGGAGGCAGCCGGAAUAUUUAUAGGGUGAGAUACGGGAACCGUAGAGAGGGGGCAGAUUUGUAAAGUGGGAGAUUGGAGUCUUGCAAGAGUGUGUGUAUCAUUUAUUAGACAGGACUAAUGUCCUAUGCACACUUACACCAUAAACCUGUGCUCGUGGGUGUGCUUGUGUGAGUGUGCUUAUGUUGGUGUGUUUGUGUGCUUUUGGGGCCUCUUUUUUUUUUACCAUUAUGUCAUAUAUAAGAUUGACUGUUCAGAGACUACACUGUGGGGGAUCAAUACAUUUGUGCUGCAGUGCCAUGCUUCUUUUUUUGCUAAAAAUAAAAAAUUGACAAAGUGAAUCAUAGUCGACCUCCUCUACACGUUGGCAACCAUCUUUGAGCCUGUCCCAUCAUCCCACAGUACCCAAAUCAAUGGCACGUAAGGCACAUUGGGCUAGAUCAGUUGAAUUGCAUGGCCUGAUGAUAACUCCGUUAGGGUCUUGUGUAUAGAUGCUCUAAGGCAAGGGUCAAGAACCUCCAGCAUGCACGUUUGCUUGAGUGUUCUCUGAACUCCCAUAUAAGUAAAUGGAGCAGGCUGGGAGUUGUAGUUUCACAACAGCGGGAUUGCCAGAGGUUGCUGACCCUUGCUCUAACACUUUAUUCAGUACAGAUCUCCUAUUGAUGGCCUAUCUUGAACGCAGCUAUUAAUAUGAAAAGCUCCCCUUUAAAGUCCCUCUAGGGGACAUUUUAGAGACCGAUCAUUUGCAUAAUACACUGCAAUAGUUCUGUCAGGUGUACUAAGACGGCAGCCCUGGGGGCCAUUAUUAGGCCCAUGAGGGGCCAGGGGAAAGGUCUCCCAAAAAU
Messenger RNA from Bufo bufo (common toad), 4216 nucleotides. It is a transcript of the gene SUSD6, whose product is annotated as sushi domain containing 6. The coding region runs from base 287 to 1180 and encodes 297 amino acids. The record is from RefSeq and is a predicted model, not a curated record. The transcript has 6 exons. Lineage: Eukaryota; Metazoa; Chordata; Amphibia; Anura; Bufonidae.